UUUUAAGCCGCAGCCGAAUUGUUUAGUGUCAGUCGUCCUCGCCUCCGCCGUUGAUGUUUGUCCGCUCAGGUCUCUCGGGCUUCAACCGCCAAAUUCGCGAAAAAUUUGUUUUUUUGCAAAUUAGCUCUGACGCUAUCAUCAGUGUUUCAUCAUUCAAAAGGAAGUGUCCCGUUAUGCAACCUGAAGAAAAAUCUGACAACGAACAACCGGCAGCAAAGAAAAUGAAGGUCGAUGGAAAAUGUGUAAUGCGUUGGGCCAAGCUAACUGAGAAGGCUUUUGAACCCGUUCGUGGUUCUGAACAUGCUGCUGGUUUCGAUUUACGCAGUGCUUAUGAUCUAACUGUACCGGCCCGGGGUAAAGCAGUCGUAAAGACUGACUUGCAAAUUGAAGUGCCCAAUGGUUCAUAUGGAAGAGUGGCACCUCGCUCUGGUCUUGCAGUUAAAAACUUUAUCGAUGUUGGCGCUGGUGUUAUAGACGCGGAUUAUCGUGGUAAUCUGGGUGUAGUACUCUUCAAUCACUCUGAUCAAGAUUUUGAAGUAAAACAAGGUGAUCGUAUUGCGCAGUUGAUCUGCGAACGGAUUUUCUACCCUGAACUGGAACAAGUCGAUGCAUUGGAUGAUACUAAAAGGGGAACAUGUGGUUUUGGUUCAACUGGUGUUAAAGAUUUACCAGCAGAGGCUAAAAAUGAAGAAGCCAAUGGAAAAUAAAUUUCAUUUAUGUAUUUCACAAUUCGAAGCAAGUUGUUGCUGCGAAUUUGUAUCUAGUGGUUAAGUUUUGUAUUCAUCGUUUUUUCAAUAUAAAUAAAAACACGUAAUCUAUCCAUAUAUAUGUAUAUAAAA
Messenger RNA from Lucilia sericata (common green bottle fly), 839 nucleotides. It is a transcript of the gene dUTPase, whose product is annotated as deoxyuridine 5'-triphosphate nucleotidohydrolase, mitochondrial. Gene Ontology annotation, biological process: dUTP catabolic process; dUMP biosynthetic process. Gene Ontology annotation, molecular function: magnesium ion binding; dUTP diphosphatase activity. The record is from RefSeq and is a predicted model, not a curated record. NCBI's taxonomy places the organism in Eukaryota, Metazoa, Arthropoda, Insecta, Diptera, Calliphoridae. The transcript has 2 exons. The coding region runs from base 54 to 707 and encodes 217 amino acids.